Dipodomys ordii (Ord's kangaroo rat) is the source of this 500-nucleotide messenger RNA. It is a transcript of the gene Vpreb3, whose product is annotated as pre-B lymphocyte 3. Bases 24 to 398 code for a protein of 124 amino acids. Gene Ontology annotation, biological process: immunoglobulin production; immune response. The transcript has 2 exons. Lineage: Eukaryota; Metazoa; Chordata; Mammalia; Rodentia; Heteromyidae. The record is from RefSeq and is a predicted model, not a curated record.
ACUCCCUGCCUGUUUCUCUGGCCAUGGCCUGCACCCAGAACCUGUUUCUCCUUUUGAUGGGAGCCUUUCUGGCAGUCUUACAGCCAGUCCUAGCCCAGCCGGAUGCACUGCUGGUCUUCCCAGGCCAAGUGGCCCAACUCUCCUGCAGACUCAGCCCCCAGCAUACCACCAUCUUGGACUAUGGUGUGUCCUGGUACCAGCAGCGGCCAGGCAGUGCCCCCCGCCUCCUUCUCUACUACCAUUCAGAGGAGGACCACUAUCGGCCUGCUGACAUUCCUGAUCGAUUCUGGGCUGUCAAGGAUACAGUCCACAAUGCUUGCGUCCUGACCAUCAGCCCUGUGCAGCCUGAGGAUGAUGCAGAUUACUUCUGCUCUGUUCAUUAUGGUCUUGAUCUCUAGGGAUGGGAUAUGGAAUGAAUCUCUCUUUUCUGCCCUUGACUUUGGAUCCCUCUCUUUCUCAGUCUUGCUUCCUUCCUUCCUUUGUAAAAUGGAUUAACCACA